Messenger RNA from Bemisia tabaci, 1552 nucleotides. Its product is annotated as octanoyl-[acyl-carrier-protein]:protein N-octanoyltransferase LIPT2, mitochondrial. Gene Ontology annotation, biological process: protein lipoylation. The record is from RefSeq and is a predicted model, not a curated record. Gene Ontology annotation, molecular function: lipoyl(octanoyl) transferase activity. NCBI's taxonomy places the organism in Eukaryota, Metazoa, Arthropoda, Insecta, Hemiptera, Aleyrodidae.
CAUUCUGUGCUCUGUGUAACUGUCUCCUGUGAAUUCUUAAACUUUUUUAACAAUGAAAAUCCCUCGUAAAGUUAUCCUUCACCAACUUGGUCGACUAGGAUACAUUGAAAGUUUAGCAAAACAGCAAAGUGCUGAGAAAACCCUGAAAGAAAUCACUCAGGAUAAAGAAGAUAACCCACCUUAUCAUGGAUCACUAUUCCUCGUUGAGCACAAUCCAAUUUACACCACCGGAGCUCGGGAAAAUGGAUACGAUGACAAGUUUGCGGAGAGACUAAAAAGCUUAAAUGCAGAAUUUUACAGAUCUAACAGAGGAGGGCUAAUCACUUUUCAUGGACCAGGUCAGCUCGUGGCAUAUCCUGUCAUUUACUUAAAAUAUUUUGAUCUGCAUGUGGGAACGUACGUUGCUAGUUUAGAGAAUGCGAUUAUCAAAUUAUGUGAACUGUAUGGACUUAAAGCAUACACUUGUGAACACACAGGCGUGUGGGUAAAUGAUCGUAAAAUAUGUGCCCUUGGUGUUCGUUGUAAUAAGUUUGUUACAACGCAUGGAUUGGCUUUAAAUUGUAACACAGACUUAAACUGGUUCUCGCACAUUGUACCUUGCGGUAUCGAAGGCAAAACUGCAACUUCAUUAUCCAAAGAGCUAGGUAGAGAUGUCACUAUUGAGGAGGUGACACCUGCAUUUCUGAAAUGUUUUAAAGAAGUUUUUGGUGCUGAGUUUGAUACACCGAAAGAGUUGAUCGCUUGCUUAUGAAAUGUCUUACACUGACUCAAGCAGCUUCAGUCAUCAAUUGUGUAAGGGGAAAAGUAUCAAAGGCUUUUAAUUUGCAUGCAAACCUCUGUGGAAUUUUGACCAAACUGGUUCUGACCAGCUGUGCUACCAUUAGAAAUUACCUCUCUAUCUGGUUUAAUCCUGUGAUCUGAGCUUAGUUCUCUAGCAUAUUCUCAAAAUUUAUGUGUAGAGACACCAUGACUCAUUUGACCUUUUAUUUAAUUAUUGAUAGUCAAAUGAUUAACUGAAGGAUAAGUUUUAUUGUACCAUGAAGGAAAAACGCUUUUUUCAAGAACCAGUAAAAGUUAAUUUUAUAGGUAACUUCGAAGUACUAUUUUCACAAUAAUACUUUUGCUACUGUACACAUCUGUUUUUGCUUUUGUACACAUCAAUAAUUGCAUUGUAGUUCUAUGACCUCUCAUGGCCAGCCAUACUCUAGAUCAGAUUAUGAUGUAAUUCACUGUAAACUGCAGAAGAGAGAUGGCGCCAAAAUUUUUAGGUACAUGAAUAGACCUUUUAAAAUUAUUAGGUACAAGAAAAAGACAUUUUCAAUCAACAUGCCAAACAACAUUUGAUUUUGGAGUCAAAGUUUUUAACUUACUAGCGCACCUUGACCUUCAGUGUGAAAUUUAGGAUUUAAGCACUCUUAUCCAUAAUGGAUACAAGUCUUCCAAGAGAACCAACCUGAAUUUUUAAAACCCAGCUUUUAAGGAUGCCAUCUGAAUUGUGAAUAAUUUAUACAAGAGACAAAAUUAUGUGAUUAAAAAAGUUUUUGUUGAACAA